This is a messenger RNA of Neocloeon triangulifer, 2185 nucleotides long. Its product is annotated as nose resistant to fluoxetine protein 6-like. Bases 148 to 2151 code for a protein of 667 amino acids. NCBI's taxonomy places the organism in Eukaryota, Metazoa, Arthropoda, Insecta, Ephemeroptera, Baetidae. The transcript has 13 exons. The record is from RefSeq and is a predicted model, not a curated record.
ACAAUUUUUUAAAGCAGAGGAAAUGCACAAUGCAAAUCUGCCCUUGAAUUUAAAUUUAGCGUGAGAAAAAAUAUUUUGCAUGCAUUUGAAGGUGAAAAAGAAGUGCUGCAUUCUGCAAAUGAGAACGGUAGUGAAAGGUUGUGCAAGAUGAAGGGAGUAAUUUUAUUGUUAAUAGGUGCCAUAUAUUUUGUACCCUCCGCUGGCCACACAUUUGGCGAAAAAUUAAGGGCAGAGAGCCUCGAAUACCUUGGAACUAAUCCAGAAUGCAGGCAAAACAUGCAAUAUUUCCACAAAUCUAUAAAAAAUCUGGAGCCUUGGGCAUUAAGGAUGUUGGAUGCUAAUGCAAAGAUUCCGUCUGGAAUUUUAGAGGGCAAUGUUGAUCUACUGGGAGAUUACGAGCAAUGUCUAAGCGUCGUUUCACAUUCUGAAAAGAAGGAAACUAAAAUCAGGGGCAAAUACUGUCUUCCCGAAAUUGAGUUUAGCGUAAAUGAAAACAGCAGCCAAAUAUUUCCUCAAUUAUUGAAACUCGCACAAGUCAACAGACUUGUGACAGGAAAUUUGACUGACCCAACGUUUUAUAACGUUGCAAACAACGUAUUUCUUGUGGGAAUGUGUUUGCCAGACGCUUGCAAUGAAGUCGAUGCUGUAGACAUGUUGAAAGAAAAGGUCGCUGGACUCAUCGCAGACACCCCCUUUGAUGCUGACAUUAUCAUCAGGGAUGGUUUUUGCCGGACAAAUGACACAAUCGAAUUUUCAACUGAAGCUAUUUUCGCAAUUUUUUUGCUCGUAUUUCCUCUAAUUUUGAGCUUAAUUUGCUGGCUGAGAGAAGCGCGAUGGAAACCGCAGGAAAACAAUUCCUUCCUGUUAGCCUUGUCUUUGGGGCGCAACUGGAAGCUGCUUUGGUCGCGUCCGACCGAAUCAGACCAACUGGGCUGCGUCAACGGAAUCAGAGCCGUUUUUAUCUUUUUGCUUUUCUUUCUUCACAAAACUGCCGGAUUCACGUCGAUUCCCGCUACCAAUAAAUUGGAAUUGUUCGCCGUGAUGAACCAGAAGUGGACGCUCGUGGUAAAAAUGUUUUGGAACUACGUGGACGGCUUCAUUUUCCUGAGCGCCGUCACCACGGCCUAUUAUGCAGCUCGCGUUCUCCAAAACGGAAAGCAGCUCAACAUCCUUGAAAUGUACAUCAAGCGAUACAUAAGAUUCGCCGUUCUGUUGGUGGUGAUCGCCUUUUCUUACACGCACUUGGCGCCGUACAUUUGCAGUGGGCCCCUUUGGAUGCGCUACUUGGAAUUUACCGUCAACAAUUGUCGCGGAAAAAUUUGGACCUUGGCCACUUUUACGUCCAGUUUUAAUGGUUUUCCAAACAACUGUUACGACACGUCAAACCAUCUGACGACCGACUUGCUGCUUUACACGUUGGCACCUUUUAUCGUGAUCGGCCUUUGGCAAUACCCGUCCAGAACCAUCAAUUUUAUUUACAUGUUGUGCACCUUGGUUUCUUAUUACAAGUACCAUGUAAUCCAGAUGUACGACGUGCCAACCAUUGCUCAUAAUAAUAUGGAUCGAAAAACAACAAUCAAGGUUGCAAAUCACCUGCUGUUCCCCGCAAUAAUGCGCCUCCCUACUUACUUAAUUGGACUUUGCUGUGGUUGCUACCUACAAAAAAUAAACUGCAAAAUUCAACUUAAUAAAAAAUUGUUGUGGUUGGGAAACGUUCUUGCCGUCCUGAUGGCCAUUUAUUGUGUUGCUUGGCAUUCAGAAACCUCUGAAGAAGGAUAUAUCCACCAUUACGAAAAAACUCUUGUAUAUGGACUGAUUCAGCCAUUCUUGUGGGCUUUUGUUCUGAGUUGGCUCGUUUUUAUUUGCUCUACCGGCCAUGCAGAGAGCCUAAAUAAAUUCCUAAGUAAUUACUGGUUUGUGAUGUGCACCAGACUCGGUCUAGGUUUCAACUUGGUCCAAAUACCAGUCCUACUUUAUUGGAUCGCUUCCGUCCGCUCCGCCAACACCUUCUCUAUUUUCCAACUGUUCAACUUGCACGAGUUCCUGGCAUGCGUCGUUCUUGGAACUUACUUCACAGUAAUAUAUUUGGUCCCGAUUCUUGAAAUGUGGAACGCGUUCGCAAAACGAAAUGACAAGACCAAAUUAACGUAAAUUGGAACUGUAUUGAAAUAAAAUUGCAUCUCCU